Phascolarctos cinereus (koala) is the source of this 960-nucleotide messenger RNA. Its product is annotated as vomeronasal type-1 receptor 1-like. Gene Ontology annotation, cellular component: membrane. Gene Ontology annotation, molecular function: pheromone receptor activity. NCBI's taxonomy places the organism in Eukaryota, Metazoa, Chordata, Mammalia, Diprotodontia, Phascolarctidae. The record is from RefSeq and is a predicted model, not a curated record. Gene Ontology annotation, biological process: G protein-coupled receptor signaling pathway.
AUGAUGCUUAUUUACCUGGUGUUGGGCAUUCUUUUCCUUAUUCAGACGGGAGUUGGCAUUCUUGGGAAUUUCUUCCUCCUGGGCCUCUACACCUUCUUUUUUUUCAUUGGCCACAGAUUGAGGCCCAUAGAGUGCAUUUUUGCCCACUUAGCCUUGGCCAACUCAAAAAUGCUGCUUUCCAGGGGAAUCCCUCAGAUGAUUGUCUGUUUGGGCUUCAAAAAUUUCUUGGAUCCCAUUGGGUGUAAAUUUGUUAUUUAUCUUUAUGUUGUGGCCCGGAGUGUUUCUCUCAGCAUGACCUGUCUCUUGAGUGGUUUUCAGGUCAUCACCAUCAGUCCCAGUAACUCCAGGUGUGCAGAACUCAAAAUCCAAGCCAAAAAGUAUAUUAUCCCUGCCUGCUUCCUCUGUUGGUGUUUCUACCUGCUGAUAAAUUUCACUUUGCUUGGGACUAUGCAUAACUCAAGGUAUCUGACUAAUUAUACAAAGAAGUGGCACCUAGGAUAUUGUUCGAUUUUAACUCCUUCAUCUUUUAAUGCUGCACUUUUUGCAAUGUUUGUUUCUAUUCCUGAUGUUAUAUGUAUGGGAUUCAUGAUCUGGGCCAGUACCUCCUUAAUGCUUCUCCUGCAUAGACACCAUCAGCAAGUCAAACAUAUUCACAGUUCUCAUCUCUCUCCCAGAAAUUUCCCUGAGAAAAGAGCCACCCUUACCGUCCUCCUACUAGUGAGCACAUACGUCUCCAUUUAUUCCAUUAAUUCUGGCUUGUCAUUUUACCUCUUCAAAAUUGACAAACAUGAGCCCUGGUUCAUGCCCACCUUAGACUUCCUUGCAGCAUGUUUCCCAGCCAUCAGCCCUUUUGUGCUGAUCUUUUCUGACUCCCAUAUCCUCAAAUAUUGGUAUGCUCUAUGGCAUAGGAGACAUUGCCACACUAUCCUCAACUUACCCACUCCCCGCAUUCUGCCCUAA